UGCCACCUGUCAGUGCUCAUCAGUGCCAGUGCCCAUCAGUGCCACGUGCCAGUGCCCAUCAGUGCCACAUCAAUGCCACAUAUCAGUGCCCAUCUGAGCUGCCUUUCAAUGUCGCCCAUCAGUGACAGUCAGUGCCACCUAUCAAUGCCAAUCAGUGCCACCUAUCAGUGCUGCCAAUCAGUGCCAGUCAUCAGUGCCGCUUAUCAGUGCCAGCCAGUGCUGCCUAUCAGUGCCAGUCAGUGCCGCCUAACAGUGCCAGUCAGUGCUGCCUAACAGUGCCAGUCAGUGCCACCUAUCAGUGCCAGUCAGUGUUGCCUAUCAUU
Molecule: messenger RNA, 323 nt
Organism: Staurois parvus
Lineage: Eukaryota; Metazoa; Chordata; Amphibia; Anura; Ranidae
Source: the annotation of a GenBank genome assembly